This is a messenger RNA of Gadus morhua (Atlantic cod), 2291 nucleotides long. Its product is annotated as parapinopsin. Gene Ontology annotation, cellular component: membrane. Gene Ontology annotation, molecular function: G protein-coupled receptor activity. Bases 1039 to 1926 code for a protein of 295 amino acids. The record is from RefSeq and is a predicted model, not a curated record. NCBI's taxonomy places the organism in Eukaryota, Metazoa, Chordata, Actinopteri, Gadiformes, Gadidae. Gene Ontology annotation, biological process: G protein-coupled receptor signaling pathway. The transcript is spliced from 12 exons.
CCAAAAUAAUAAUAAAUAAAACAAAAUAAUUAAUAAUAAUAAUAAUUUAGAUCUACCUUGGUCGGUCACAUGAUCCACAACGUGCCCUCACGCUGCCCUCACUGCCCUGACGUGCCCAGACGUGCCCUGCUCGCUAAGCUGCUGGAGACGGCCACUACUAGUCUCGUUAAACCGAAGAAGACCCGAGGGAGUGAACAACUGGUCCGAGAUGCCUCGUAAGGAGAGGAGGUUAAAACAAAAGGAGCUGCGUGAGGCUGCGAAAGGCAGUGGAUCACUCACCAGUUGGAUGACAAAGAGCACAAAAGUUCAAGCAGUCAGCCUUGGCUGCAGCCUCUCUCAGCAAGUAGUCUCCUCCAAACUAUCAGCAGUAUGGCAGUGUCUACACUAUGAGAUCAAUACCGCCCACCUCCAGCAAUAUCAGCAGCAGCAGCCUCCUCACCAACCCCCCCAACAGAAGCUGUUCAAUGUACCCAUGAGCAACUGAUGUGUGGAGAGGAGACUGAGGUCCAGUCCACCCUCUCAGUGCUCUUUUGCUUCAUACUGACAGCCUAGACUAGAGGGAUGGGUGGACAGAGAGCUGCAGAAGUGUUGUUGCAGGUACACUCAAUGUGAGCACUGCUACGAGCACUCUUGAAGGUAGAAGGCAGGUGGUUUAUCCUAUUCCUACAAGUAAGUGAACAUUAUUUUAUUUUCCAUUUACAACUAUUAGAAAUGAAUAGCUAACACUUAUUCAACAUAGGACACCACACCAUUCUCUUGCUAGACACAAGCCACUUGUAAUGGACAUGAUGCUGGAAUGUAGCGUUAUCAUCCUCCAUGGACCAAUAUGAAUGAUAAAGAAAUGUAGUUGGUAGAGUAGUAAUACUCAAAAUAGACAAUGUGAGCAUGUAUUGUUCAUUCCAUUGAACAUAAAAACAUGACCAACUGAACUCCUAACUUGCUUUGAAAUGGCUAAACCCCCGACCCCGACUCAUCUCGCUCAGUGAAUAAGUACCUUAACGACAGUGCGGUGGAGCGACCCUGGACGGAGGUGGAGAGAUGGGUGUUGGUGACAGUGUUGGGGCUGGAAAUGGUGAUGGGGGUGGUGGGCAACUGCCUUGUCCUGCUCAUCAAAGUCAUGGUAGGGCUUGCAGUAAGCAGUACUCUUGUCGCUACUGGGUUCCCUUCCUGAGUCUCACCCUGUCGGACCUAGGGUCCUCUGCGCUCAUCAUGUCUGGCUCCCUGCUGGCCAUGCUGACCGGCGGUCAGACAUCUCCUUGGUGUGAGGUGGUCAGCCUGUUAAAGUUUGCUUUCAUUACCUCCUCUAUUGGAAGCAUAGCCAUCCUGUGUGUGCAGCGCUUGAUGGGCAUGCCACCUAGGGGCAGCGUCUUGUUUGUGGUUCUGGUGCUGACCUGCUUGGCCGCCUGGGUGUCAGGCGUGGUGUUUGGGACUGUCCCUGUGGUCUACGCCUGGAUCAAGUAUCUGUACGACCCCGCUGAGAUGCUGUGUGCAGUGUUCUGGGAGACCAGCUACUCAGACAUGAUGGUGUACAUCCUGUGUGCCUUCUCUGUCUGCAUCUUCCUCCCCGUGCUCCUCAUCUUCUUGGGCUCUUUGAUGACCGCAGCCGGCCUCGUGCCGCGGUGGAACACCUACAACGAGGAGGACGACAUGUCGUUAGUCACGCCACUGCUGGUGGCCUUCUACCUGCUCUGCUACACCCCCUUCGUCGUGUCCGAGCUGAUUCUCCUGGGCAAGCAGGAUCUGUCCCCGGCUCCUUAUUGGCUGAGGACCUUGUCAUCGGUCAUGUCCUACCUGGAUUGUGGGCUGAACCCACUCAUCUACUGCUCUCACCGAGACUUUAGGGAGGCGGGCCUAUCCCUGCUGUGGACCAGUAGAAAGUCCUUCUCAGAUCCCAUUCUCACAGGCAUAACACAGUUAAACCUAUAGGACAUGGCCAGGGGCCUCAGAAUGUGCUUAACGCCUGUCCGGGCCCCCGAAAAAGAAUAUCACCAAACCAAGAAUUUGCAUUAGCUCACAUCUGCCAAUGUAAUAUGCCAAUAGUUUAGUAGCUAUAGUAAACACAUAAGGACAAAAUCAUUAGAUCAUUUUGCGAGGAUGAUUUCAUCAAAAUAUUGAUGCUUUUAAAAACCUCCACUAAAUUCCUGAAACCAUUUAUGUGUAAUAUAUAAUACAUUUUGUGUGACCUGGGGCUAUUCAAUUGUAUUCAUUGUAUUGUUAUUACAUAUAAGUGUGACUAUAGUGUGACAAAUUCAAUGUUAUGUCUUAUUUAACAAUGAAAUCGAUCAAAUACA